AUGUUACCAUACGCCCUCUCACUGUUCAUGCUCGUAGCAACAGUCUUCGCCGACUGUACUACCCACAGCUUCACCCAUUGCGCCGACGGGAUUGUGCACUGGUACGAUCCAAAUACCGGCGAAGUAUGUGAUCCUCUCGAUUGCGGUGGUGGUCGAGCUCCGCCCAAGACUAAUGUACCUGGAUGCCCCCUCUACACCGGCACAGCAGUGCGCACAACCUCAUAUCUCUCCUGCUGGACGCCCCCACACGCUGUAUCUGCAACCAUUGCGUCGGUCUCUGCGACUUCUACAAUUGUUUUGACGUCUGCAACCUCAACGACUGCUUCCGUUUCAGCUUCCUCGGCCACAUUAACAGGCACGGUUUCUGUGUCUCCGACAGGUAGCUCGACAGACAGCUCGACUGGAGCCACGGCCAUCCUCGUCACGUCCUCUGAAGGCAGCACCUCCCUUCCUGCGACUACUCCUGCACCAUCUAUCCCUUCGCCUGUCGGCAAUAAUGAAACGAGCACAAGCGGUGCCGCCAUUCCAACAAAGACGACAGGUAGUAACGCGGGCAACAUCCUGGAUGGAUCUUUGAUGGCAGUUGCUGGAGCUGCCUUCGGUGCCAUUGUUCUCAUUUAG
Molecule: messenger RNA, 621 nt
Organism: Talaromyces marneffei
Lineage: Eukaryota; Fungi; Ascomycota; Eurotiomycetes; Eurotiales; Trichocomaceae
Exons: 1
Coding region: 1-621 (206 amino acids)
Source: RefSeq, a predicted model, not a curated record